Messenger RNA from Paraglomus brasilianum, 555 nucleotides. Lineage: Eukaryota; Fungi; Glomeromycota; Glomeromycetes; Paraglomerales; Paraglomeraceae. The record is from the annotation of a GenBank genome assembly.
GAAACGUCAGACGCCAAUUUCAUAGAGGAGCUAGUACCUUUAGCGUCUGUUAUGAAAACUAUUGUGGAAAAAUUUCGACAAGCUUAUCGAGAUUGGAAGAAAACAAUUAUUGAAGCGCAUUUAGACAAGAGUACAAAUCUGAAUGAGAAUUAUAUGUAUUUCCCUAAAUAUACGGGGGAACAGCAAUAUAUUUGCAAAAACGAAUCUAAAAAGUUAAAAGAAAAAUUUGAAGCAUUGUAUUCUGCCAAAAAGCAAAUUAUUGUCACAAAGGUGCAAAAACAAAACCCGCAACAAUACACGCUGCAUUAUGCGUUCGAAGCGAUUGAAGAAGUUAAAUCCACUCUCUGUGAACUGAAGAUGUGGGAAUUCAAACUUGAACCAAGUACUUACAGCAAAAUCAGAGAAGAUGCCAAUUAUUCAGUUACCUUUCCAUCGAAUCCGCGACCUAAGAUUUUGUACAUAAAUGGGGAUUUUGAGAUAAAGUACGGCUUUAACGAUAAAAAAUUUGCUAAUGAUAUAGCUCUCGAUUUUAUUUUACUAAUACGCUACUUCUAG